AUGUCAUCAACAUCCUUCUCGACCGAUUCAAACACCUCCAUACAUGUUCGCAUCACACACCCCUCCAAGCAUUUCGAUAAACCGCUCCUGGUCUUCCUGCAUUACUGGGGCGGCACCUCGUCGACAUGGUACAAGCUUACCUCGCCUGAGACAUCGACUUCUCUCGCACACGAAUAUCCGACUGCUGCCGUUGACCUUCGUGGAUGGGGCAAAUCAACUGGACCGCUCGACGAUGAACGGGCAUACUCUAUCGCCGCGAUGGCGGCUGACGUCGCAUCGGUCUUGCUGCAGGUGUAUCAGGAUGCCGCCAACGGAAGGCUUCUUGCCAACGGCUUUGUAUUGGUUGGUCAAUCGAUGGGCGCAAAGGUCGCACUCGCUACUCUAUCUGCCCUUUCAGACAAUCUCCUGAAGGCACUCAAGGGCAUCGUACUCGUUGCACCAGCACCUCCCACACCCCUCAUUCUUCCAAACGAAAUGAAGGAACAACAGAAAGUCGCGUACAAGACUGCAGAGUCUGUCCGCUGGACCAUCACCAACGUCCUCGCCAUUGCCGAGAACCUAAACGAAACAGACCUGGAAAUGGUGGUUCGUGACAGCCUCUCCGGAAACCCUUUAGCAAAGGCCGCUUGGCCCGGCUACGCAAUGGAGGAGGAUGUUUCCCAGGAUGUGAAGAAAGCCCUUGCUACCUUGGCUGCAGGCGUUCGGGUUCGUGUUUUGGCCGGGGAAUUCGAUAUCGUUGAGCCAAAGGAGCGAGUGGAGAGGGAGGUUUGUCAGUUUCUGGAGGAUGCCGGGGCAGAUGUCUCAUUCCAAGUUGUCGACGGCGUCAAGCAUUUGAUUCCGUUGGAGAGACCCGACGCGAUCUAUGAAGCGGCUGUUGGUCUAUAG
Aspergillus calidoustus is the source of this 885-nucleotide messenger RNA. NCBI's taxonomy places the organism in Eukaryota, Fungi, Ascomycota, Eurotiomycetes, Eurotiales, Aspergillaceae. The record is from the annotation of a GenBank genome assembly.